This is a messenger RNA of Rosa chinensis, 402 nucleotides long. Its product is annotated as late embryogenesis abundant protein At1g64065-like. NCBI's taxonomy places the organism in Eukaryota, Viridiplantae, Streptophyta, Magnoliopsida, Rosales, Rosaceae. The coding region runs from base 1 to 402 and encodes 133 amino acids. The record is from RefSeq and is a predicted model, not a curated record. The transcript has a single exon.
AUGGCAGAGAGGAAUCAAGAGGCUUACCCUUUCGCACCAUACGCUAAUGGGCAAGCCAUGGCCAGAAGCGAUGCAGAAUCUUCGAGAGCUCACUCCGAUGGUGAGCUACGCAGAAAGAAGCGCAUCAAAUGUCUAAUCUACAUCGCGGUUUUCGCUGUGUUCCAGAUCAUAGUCAUAACUGUUUUCGUACUCACUGCCAUGCGUGUCAAGAGCCCCAAGUUCCGUAUCCAAGCCAUCACGGUUGAGGAACUCAACACCACGGGCAAUCCCUCGCUUACUAUGAGGUUCAUUGCUGAAGUUUCGGUCAAGAACCCUAAUUUCGGGCGGUACAAGUAUGAUCAGACCUCCAUUAGCUUUAUUUAUAAGGGCACCCAAGUUGGGGAUGCUGUUGUUCCUCAGUAA